Messenger RNA from Clupea harengus (Atlantic herring), 1912 nucleotides. RefSeq names its product 3-oxo-5-alpha-steroid 4-dehydrogenase 2-like. NCBI's taxonomy places the organism in Eukaryota, Metazoa, Chordata, Actinopteri, Clupeiformes, Clupeidae. Gene Ontology annotation, biological process: steroid biosynthetic process. Gene Ontology annotation, cellular component: membrane. Gene Ontology annotation, molecular function: 3-oxo-5-alpha-steroid 4-dehydrogenase activity. The record is from RefSeq and is a predicted model, not a curated record.
AUGAGGCAGCGCAGCCACAGCUCGCCUGUCUCACUCCGCCUUGCUGCUGCUACGGGGGAGGAGCUGACCAGACCAGCAGUGUGCUACCCUUACCUGUGACCGUCCAGUACAGUACCCCACAUAACAGGACAAGGACCUGUAGCCGGACCCGGACCUUAACUGAAACCAGAACAUCAGCUCCCCAUCGACACACACACUUCCCUCCCCCAUGGAGUGCCAGGGGGUCGUGCUGCAGUACCUGAGCAUCAUCCUCAUCCUGAGUUCACUGCUGAACCUGCUGCGUUUCUGGAAGACCCCUGCAUUUUACGGACGUUAUCAGGACCCCUCCUCCAGUGGCUGGGUGAUGCCAGCCAACGUGGCCUGGUUCCUGCAGGAGCUUCCAGCUUUUCUGUGCCCCCUGCUGCUUCUUCUGUUCACCGCACAUGAAGCCUCUUCGAUGGGCAUGUAUAUACUCUGUGGGAUGUUUGGCCUGCACUACUUCCACAGGACGUUUAUCUACGCCCCACUGACCUGUGGACAGCCAUUUCCUGUUGACAUCAUGCUGUAUGCAUCAGCCUUCUGUGUGGCCAACGGCCUCAUGCAGGGACACUACUUGUUACACUGUGCCACCUAUGAAACAACAUGGCUGACAGUUAUACAGCUUGUGAUUGGAUCAAUAUUGUUUUACCUGGGAAUGGCGAUCAAUAUCCACAGUGACAGCAUUCUUCGCAACCUCAGAAAACCUGGGGAAACAACCUACAAGAUUCCCAGAGGAGGCUUGUUUGAGUAUGUGUCAUGCGCAAACUAUUUUGGGGAGAUUCUGGAAUGGUUGGGUUACACCAUAGCAGCCUGCUCCUUACCCUCCUUCUCCUUCACCUUCUUCUCCUGGUGUUUCAUAAUCCCCAGAGCCCACAACCAUCACAGGUUUUACCGUGAACAAUUUGAAGAUUACCCUAAAUCCCGAAGAUGCAUCAUUCCUUUUAUCUGUUAGAAGCUGUCUCCACUGAACUGUAACAUGUGUUGAAUGUAACUUCCUGGUGUUGCAGAAGAAUCCUGCCCAAAGCAUAUUCUACAUAGCUAAAUCUGUCCAAAAUACUUGCUUCAUUUUACAUUCAAAUAUAUCCAAAAAUGAGAAAAAAAUAUUGGUUGCAGAUCCUUUAUGCGUGUUGUCCUUCAAUUCAAAAACAGUGUGUAUUAUCCAUUAAUUAAAGAAGGAAAUGUAAAGCAUUUUAUAUGCAUUAUGUAUUUACAGGCGUGUUCUAUAUCCGCAUUAACUGAUUUCUGUCCUCCUGUCCUGACUACUUGUAGAACCCAUUCUGUGUAUGACACUUUAAUGAGGAAAUUUAUCCCAGGCCAUGUAUUUUCAACUGACAGUGCAUCUUCUAUAUUUAGGGAACAAUUUCAAAGCCAUCUCUUCUUUCACUUUGAUACUUUGAGUUUACAAAGUUUGCACAAAAAGACAUGAUAGUGGAGAACCUUGGCCUGAUGAUCUGUGCAACAUAUUUGAUAAAGACACAGCAAAUAGAUGUACAUUGCUUUGUUUACUCACCAACAUGAAUGCGUAAGAAACAGUCCUUACCUCCACCCAAUACAGUCACAGGUGAUUUUUAAAUCUGAUACCUCUCUUUGCAUCUCGGUGCAAAUGGAGAAAUAUGUUCUACGAUUUGCCACAAAGAUUGUUACAUUUGGUCAUAUCUCCUAAAGUUCCAUCUGGCUUUCUCAACAAAAUGAUAAGCCAUGGCCAAUCAAAAUUCAGCAGCUAAUACAUGCUUGUGUGAAUAGUCAAUAUUAAUGACAUGUUUUAGGCUCAUUAAUAAGACAUAAAGAAGCUAUUUACCCUUUUUACCCUAUUUACUUUCAAACAUCCAUUCCCCAUUCAAAUGGUCCAUAAGAUGGCGCUACAACAGGUUACACCAUGUUUUCCUCUGUUCCU